Molecule: messenger RNA, 552 nt
Organism: Anguilla anguilla (European eel)
Lineage: Eukaryota; Metazoa; Chordata; Actinopteri; Anguilliformes; Anguillidae
Product: ejaculatory bulb-specific protein 1-like
Exons: 2
Coding region: 136-495 (119 amino acids)
Source: RefSeq, a predicted model, not a curated record
GUAGACCUCUUCCUGUGACGUGCACUCAAAGUGUGCCCACUCCUCACAGAACAGGCACUGAAUCCAGGUUUCCCCAGGCAGAGAUGAGUCAAAGUCCUCCCCACACACCAUGCAUUCCACAUUGUUGCCUGAUCCAUGAGCUACAGGGCACGCUUAACUGAGGUGUCCAUGAGGAUGGCAGUUGUUCUCCGCCUACCCCGAGUCCCCCCAAUUCUUGGGCCGGCCUUGGGACAGAGUGGCAGAGGACAGAGUGACACAGGGCUGAAGCAGUCACCUGACGCCCCGGCACCUGACUGGACCGGAGCAGCUCCACCUGGCUCUCCUGGUGCCACUGGCCCCACCCCAGACUCCCCUGAUGCUGCUGGCCCCACCCCAGGCUCCCCUGAUGAUGCUGGCUCCACCCCGGGCUCCCCUGAUGAUGCUGGUUACACCCCGGGCUCCCCUGAUGAUGCUGGCUCCCUGGUGACAGUGGGGGCAGGACAGUCUGUCACAUAAGCUGGUGAGAAGUCCACCUCUGUGAAGACAUUGAGGUUCAGCGGCCAGAUGCCGGUG